This is a messenger RNA of Cercopithifilaria johnstoni, 1233 nucleotides long. The record is from the annotation of a GenBank genome assembly. NCBI's taxonomy places the organism in Eukaryota, Metazoa, Nematoda, Chromadorea, Rhabditida, Onchocercidae.
AUGCAACGACAGGUAUUCCUUAUCAUUUGCUAUUCGCUAUUAUAUCAUUGGUGUAUUCAAGAAGGUGAACGAACUAUUGAUUAUAAUUGGAAAUUAUUAAAAGCUCCUCGAUUUUAUUUGGAGAUACCCCAUUUAAGGGAUGCAAAAAAUGGAAGUAAUCAUCGACUUCCACCGCCAUUAAUUGGCCAAGGUUCAUUGAAGCAAAAGUUGGAUCAUUUCGAUAGCAAUGAUAAACGAAAUUGGGAACAAUUUUACACUCAUAGAAAAUCACCAUAUCAAAGUCCUGAUGGUGCGGUAUUUCUGGUAAUUAGUGGCGAAGGUGGAGCAGAUAAUGCUUGGCUAACAAAUCAGGGCUUACCAUAUAUUCAGCUAGCAGAUCAGAUUAAUGCUAGCAUAUUUAUGCUCGAACAUCGAUUUUACGGUAGCAGUCAUCCCACAAAUGACACUUCUAUUGAAAGUCUAAAAUAUCUUAAUGCAAAACAGGCUGUCGAAGAUAUUGAUAGAUUUGUUCAAGAAAUAAAUCAACAAGAGAAAUUAACAAAUCCGAAAUGGAUUACUUUUGGUGGAAGUUAUUCCGGUAAUUUGGCAGCGUGGUCUCGAGCAAAGCAUCCUCAAACUAUCCGAGCAGCAGUAGCAAGUUCAGCUCCUUUACAGGCUAAACUUAAUUUUAAAGAAUUUGAAAGACAGGUUGAAAAAAUUAUUGGUAAGAAAGAUGCUGAAUGUGUCGCGGUGAUACGAAAAUUAUUCCAGAAGAUGCGACAAAUGUCGACAACACUUGAAGGCAGGCGUGAACUUGCGAAGAUAUUUCGAUUAGAUAAUUCAUUAAUUCGGCCAACAGUAUCCUCGAAUGAUAUCGCUAAUUUCUUUCUUGUAAUCAGUAAUUAUAUCAGUUUUAUCGUAAUGCACAGUGGAAUCAAUGUGAAGAAUCAUCGCGAUUCAUUGACCCUAGACGUGAUGUGUCGCAAUUUAACCUAUUCACCAACACUAGAAUCUAUACGAUCACUUAUUGGAAUGAUUAUGAAAUCUCACGGAAAGCCAUCAAAUUCCAUUAUUGAUAUCGGCUACAAUAAUUUUCUCGAUUUCGUGCGUGAUGAACGUUGGAAUACACGCAGGACACAAUCUCGUGCAUGGCUUUAUCAAAAUUGUCAUGAAUUUGGCCAUUUUCGAACCAGCGAAGAAAUAAAUGGUUUAUUUGGUGGUACGCUACCACUAAGGUGCCUUUACAGAUUUUGA